AUGAGCAACGUAUUCUUCGAUGUUAGCGCGGGCGGUAGCCCAUUAGGCCGUAUUGUAUUCCAACUCGCGGACAAUGUCGUACCAAAGACAGCAAGAAACUUCCGUGAAUUGUGUACCGGCCAAAAUGGAUUUGGAUAUGCGGGAUCAGGAUUCCACAGAGUAAUCCCAUCAUUCAUGUUACAAGGUGGUGAUUUCACCAACCACAACGGCACUGGCGGUAAAUCCAUCUACGGCCAAAAGUUCGAGGACGAGAACUUCACGCUGAAGCACACCAAGCCAGGUCAAUUGUCAAUGGCUAACGCAGGUAAGAACACCAAUGGAUCUCAAUUCUUCAUCACCACCGUUCCUUGCUCUUGGUUGGACGGCGCUCACGUCGUCUUCGGUGAGGUCGUCGAGGGAUUGGACAUUGUCAAGAAGGUUGAAUCAUUGGGCUCUGGCUCUGGUAAGCCAAAGACUGAGAUCAAGAUUACCAACUCUGGCACUGUCUAA
Molecule: messenger RNA, 489 nt
Organism: Wallemia ichthyophaga EXF-994
Lineage: Eukaryota; Fungi; Basidiomycota; Wallemiomycetes; Wallemiales; Wallemiaceae
Product: Peptidyl-prolyl cis-trans isomerase
Exons: 3
Coding region: 1-489 (162 amino acids)
Biological process (GO): protein folding; protein peptidyl-prolyl isomerization
Molecular function (GO): peptidyl-prolyl cis-trans isomerase activity
Source: RefSeq, a predicted model, not a curated record